CAUUCAUUAAAAUAUUUUGAAUCUAAAAUAUUCAUUACAUUUUAAUGGAAAAAACUUUUCUAACUUAAUAUUCUUACUUAGUAUUAUCUUAUCUAAAAAUUGUUAGUCGGAUAAACCACAUCCGUUAUCCACACAUUGGAAUAUUAGAUACUAAAAUUCUUACUUAUUAAAUGCAGUCAGUUCAGUAAAAUACGCCUUCCAUAAAAGUGCAAAGUUUUUCUUUAAUGUUACAGAUGCAUUACUUUAUAUUAAUUAAUUUAUCGUGUCUAAUAUUUGGACAUGUUAAUACGUUAUCGUGGUAUGAACAAGUGCAUGGACAUAAUAUAUCUCAUGAAAGACCUGAUCACACACAUUGUGAAUGCGGAAAAAAAAAUAUAUUUUUAUCGUCCAGAAUAAUUGGAGGACGAGAAGUUUUUGAAAAUGAAUUUCCUUGGAUGGCUGGUAUUAUAAGCGUCAAUAGGUCACGAAUAAUCUGUGGUGCAUCAAUUAUAAACGAUCGUUAUGUAAUAACAGCAGCCCAUUGUACUGUUUAUGGUUUCAGCAUGAAUGAUAUGAAAGUAUCGGUUGGUGUUCAUAAUUCGUGCAAAUGGGAUGCAAGAAAUAUAAUCUUUUCUGUUGAGGACACUUUUCCACAUCCAAAUUAUAAUAGAGAAACACAUUUCGCCGAUAUCAUGCUAGUCAAAUUGGUUAUGAGUAUUACCUUUAAUAAAUUUGUCAGACCAAUUUGCUUACCAAAAUUUGGAUUUGAUGCGGUAGUUCGAUAUGGAGGACAGUCCGUAUCUGCACUUGGCUGGGGAUUCUCAGAAAACCAUUUUUUAUUUAAUAAGGAAUGUGGUUUGCGUAUUGUAGAUUUAACAUUGUUUAAGCGAUCGGAAUGUCCUACUGAUGUCUCAACUUUAUUAUGUGAGGCAUGCGCGCAAAUACACCGCCUACAUCUACAAGUAAAUCCAGAUUGCGAAUGUGGAGAAUCAGGAGGGAUAUCAAAUCGUAUUGUCGGCGGAAAAAUAACGAUUCCGCAUAUAUUUCCUUGGGUCGUAGCAAUUUUUUACAAAAAUAAGCUUCAUUGUGGAGGCACAUUAAUUAAUAACCAAUACGUAUUAACAGCUGGACAUUGCAUUAGAUGGGUAGAUUAUGCCGAUCUUUCAGUCGGCUUAGGUAUGCACGAUAUCAAAAAUCCAAACGAGGGAUACAUAGCUGAAAUUGAUGAAAUAAUUUUACAUGAAGAUUUUGAGAGUGAUGAGCUUCAUGAUGUAAAUGAUAUUGCCUUGAUACGACUGCAGCAUCCAGUCGAAAUCGACGAAAAUGUAAAACCUGCAUGUCUUCCUCAUAAAGAUUCUGAUUACACGGGAAAAUAUGUUAAAGUUACUGGAUGGGGACGUGUGCAUAUAAGAGGGGAACCUUCCCAAUUUUUGCGUCAAGCCACCUUGAAAGUAAUGUCUUUUGAAGUAUGUAAAAAUACUUCAUUUGGAGAGCAUCUCACAGAAUCGAUGAUGUGUGCUUAUAAUGAUAAUACUGAUGCAUGUCAGGGUGACAGUGGCGGACCUCUUCUAAACCAAAGAGCGGAUGGAAAAUAUGAAAUAAUCGGUAUAGUUUCGUGGGGUGUCGGUUGUGCUGAUCCUGGAAUUCCAGGAGUAUAUGUAAAAAAUACAGAUUAUCUAAACUGGAUUAAAUAUCACAGCAGAGACGGUAUUUAUUGCGUAGAUAGAUAAACUUCAUGUAACAAAUACAUGUAACAAUAGAAAAGAAUAAAUGUAAAUUUAACAUUAAACUAUAAACAGCUUCAAUAA
Pogonomyrmex barbatus (red harvester ant) is the source of this 1787-nucleotide messenger RNA. RefSeq names its product chymotrypsin-like elastase family member 2A. The record is from RefSeq and is a predicted model, not a curated record. Lineage: Eukaryota; Metazoa; Arthropoda; Insecta; Hymenoptera; Formicidae. Gene Ontology annotation, molecular function: serine-type endopeptidase activity. Gene Ontology annotation, biological process: proteolysis.